AUCUGUGUACGAUGACCAGCCUAAUGCCCACAAGAGGUUUAUGGAGAAGCUUGAGGUCAGGAUCCGUAACCAUGACAGAGAGAUAGAGAAGAUGUGUAACUUCCACCACCAGGGGUUUGUGGACGCCAUCACCGAGCUGCUCAAAGUCCGUGCCGACGCAGAGAAACUGAUGGGCCAGGUUACCGACACGAACAGAAGACUACAAGACGCCGGCAGAGAGGUGACAGCCCAAACGGAGGAGGUGAUUCGCUGUCGGAUACAACAGAGGAACAUGACGACCACUGUGGAGAGACUACAGCUGUGUAUACCAGUCCUAGAAAUGUACAGUAAAUUGAAGGAGCAGCUGGAAUCCAAAAGGUACGUGCACUUCCUUACUCUCCUCACGAUGUUCACUGUUGUCGUCAUCAAUGUUACUCCACCACAAUAUAUUAACAAUAAAGUCCCUCUCUCUAGAUAACAUGGUGCUUUGGACAGUAAGACCUUAGCAGUUUCCUAGAAACCCUCUCUGGCUCAACAUAGUCCACAAUCAAAAGGCACGCUGUCUUUACGUCACAGAAUUCUGAACAAUUCACAGAAAUAAUGACUGAAGGAAACUG
Oncorhynchus masou masou (cherry salmon) is the source of this 596-nucleotide messenger RNA. Its product is annotated as exocyst complex component 6-like. Gene Ontology annotation, biological process: intracellular protein transport; exocytosis; Golgi to plasma membrane transport. Gene Ontology annotation, cellular component: exocyst; membrane. The annotation marks the transcript as partial. The transcript has 4 exons. Lineage: Eukaryota; Metazoa; Chordata; Actinopteri; Salmoniformes; Salmonidae. The record is from RefSeq and is a predicted model, not a curated record.